Mandrillus leucophaeus (drill) is the source of this 1737-nucleotide messenger RNA. RefSeq names its product zinc finger, MYND-type containing 19 (gene ZMYND19). The record is from RefSeq and is a predicted model, not a curated record. The transcript has 10 exons. The coding region runs from base 1 to 1263 and encodes 420 amino acids. NCBI's taxonomy places the organism in Eukaryota, Metazoa, Chordata, Mammalia, Primates, Cercopithecidae.
AUGCAGACGGCCCUGUUUUGCACAUACACCAAGGCUCUUUCAGAUGACUCUGCCAGCGUGAGCAGCCUCCAACCACUGUCCAAACAACUGCUUCAGGCCAGGCUGGCUGAAUUCCCCAGGGAGCCCGUUUUCACUGGCCAGGCCAAUGGCAGCGGCCAUGUUUCUGCCUUUUCAAACCAUCGAAUCAGGCAGGACCACAGGAUGCAGUUCUGCCCACAGAAGCCAGAGUCGUGCGUGGGGUCCAUUGCUUCCCUCUGCGUCAGCCCUCGAGACAGCAGGCGUCCUCAUGGCUGGGUGCUGACCGUCAUCGGCAGACGCGGCGUCCGGGCUGCCGGUGCGGCCACACGGUUUGAACACAGCGCCCUUUCCGAGGCAGCGCCACCUCCACACCUCUCGCCGAGGCGGGUCCGGUGUGGGCUCUUCUCUGCCUCCCAGUUCUCAGCAGGGCUUCGGGCUCGUUGUAACGCUGCCGGGGGCUGGCCGGCUGCCCCAGCCAGGGUCCGUACCCGGGUGGGAGCCCUGUUCCCAUCGCCAGCGGCUGCAGCUUCGGGUGGGAGAGAGGAGCGGAGGCAGUGUCAGGCGGCGUCAGAUCUCAAAUGUAAUGAUUUGAAACAUGUGGUUAACUUCCAGACCAAAUACACGCUGAUCGAUGAGCAGGACAUCCCGCUGGUGGAAAGCUACUCCUUUGAGGCCCGAAUGGAAGUGGAUGCAGAUGGAAAUGGUGCUAAGAUAUUUGCCUAUGCCUUUGACAAGAACCGAGGAAGGGGCUCUGGGAGACUCCUUCAUGAACUGCUGUGGGAGCGGCACCGGGGGGGCGUGGCCCCGGGCUUCCAGGUGGUACACCUCAACGCUGUGACUGUGGACAAUCGCCUGGACAACCUGCAGCUGGUGCCGUGGGGCUGGCGGCCCAAGGCUGAAGAGACCUCCAGCAAACAGAGGGAGCAAAGCUUGUAUUGGCUUGCAAUUCAGCAGCUGCCUACAGACCCUAUAGAAGAACAGUUUCCUGUCCUAAAUGUGACCCGGUACUAUAAUGCCAAUGGGGAUGUAGUGGAAGAGGAGGAGAAUUCUUGCACCUACUACGAGUGCCACUACCCUCCCUGCACGGUGAUUGAGAAGCAGCUCCGGGAGUUCAACAUCUGUGGGCGCUGCCAGGUGGCCCGGUACUGUGGCUCCCAGUGCCAGCAGAAGGACUGGCCAGCCCACAAGAAGCACUGUCGGGAGAGGAAGCGUCCCUUCCAGCAUGAGCUUGAGCCAGAGCGAUGACGGGCGGGAGAGCCGCACACACUCGCAGCCCCCGGGCUCUACCCUGGGCACAGCAGAGACAGACUGGUGGUUGAACCUGGAGGUGCCGAAAAAGCCAGCUGCGGGCCCAGGACAACCGCUGUGAGACUCCCGAUGUCACAGGCAGUCUGUGUGGUUAUAGCGCCCCUCAGUGUUCAUCUCCAGCAGAGACAACGAAGGAGGCUCCCACCAGGACGGUUCUCAUUAUUUAUAUGUUAAUAUGUUUGUAAACUCAUGUACAGUUUUUUUUGGGGGGAGGCAAUGGGAAGGGUAGAAAUUACAAAUAGAAUCAUUUGCUGUAAUCCUCGAAUGGCAAACGGUCAGGCCACGUGUCUAAAAACUGUCCUGUAGCUGAAGCUUCUCCCCUGGGCCACGGGAGCCCCAUGGAGCGCGGCCUGCACAGGAGUUGUGUCCACAAAGGCAAAGUAAAGGGGUGGAAUCAUCCGGCGUCUCGGA